CCGAGUUCACCAACUGUCAUUUAACCAAUGUUUGAGUAAUCGGCCGAUUAAUUUUUAAACGUCGGUUACACAGCCGGUUAAGUAUUCACUGUUCACCACGAAUAUUCUAACCGUGGUUAGUAAAUCGGGGAAUCACCAUUCAUUCAGGAGUGAAUGAAUGAAUGCUAUAAGGGUACUCAAUAGCGAAGUCGCGUCGUUGUAUUAAAUCAACACGAGUUUUGGUGACAUUUAUAUUAAGUAGCAUAAUAUAAAACGCAUUCAACUUGAGAAGUUCGAGAACGCAUUGGGAUCAAUAAGCUAGCCUGUAGUGUUCUAUUUGGACGGGUAAUAACGUCACGGAACUGUCACUGUUAAAAUGUCACUUGCUAAUUUUUAUUGUCCGUGUUGAUGUUGUGUUUGUUUGUUGUGAGUGUUUAAUUAUUUCUUUUCUACAACUUACCUACUAUGGCGCCUCAAAAAAAGAGAACAAUCAAUUUUACAAGUGACGAGAAGCGUAUUUUAACAGAGUUGGUCUUAAAAUACCAAGAUUUGGUGGAAAACAAGCGCACCGACGCCACAACAAAUUCCUCCAAACUGAAAGGUUGGAUCCGUCUAACAGAUGAGUUUAAUACCAUCAGCACGUUUUGCCAUCGAACUCACGUAGUCUUAAAAUGUUGCUGGGAAAACAUUAAACGCCAGUCGAAAAAAGAUCAAGCAGACAGGAAGAAAAAGAUAUUUAUGACUGGUGGUGGAAAACCGCCAACACCGCCACCACCGUCUAAUACACAGUCAACAAUAGUGAAAGUCAUAUUGGGACCAGCGCUAAAGGGAAUUUCAAGUGAUUUCGAUUCUGACAGCCCCACAUUCAGUGAAAACAUUGAAACAAUUGUUGAUGUGCAUAAACAACAUGCUCGCACAAGUUUAUUCGAAGAAAAUAAUGACAAUGAUACCUUGAGUUCAUGGACUCCGAGGAAGAUAAAAACUCCAAUAUCAAGUCAACUGAAGGAAAACGUUGAAACUUUUAUUGGUGAGCACGAACAAAAUGCUCACACAAACUUAUUAAAAGAAAAGAAUGACAAUGAUACUUGGAGUUCAUGGGCUCCUAAGAAUUUAAAAACUCCGGUAUCAUGUCAACUCAAAGUACCCAGAGAAAGUGAAGAAGGCUGGUUAAAAAGAAGAAGACCAAAAACUGAUUGCUCAAGUGACGAAUAUGUUAAGGAAAAAAUUCGCUUGGUAAAAAUUUUACAGGAAAACGCUGAGAAAGAAUCCCGUGUGCGAUUAGCCAUUCUCGAAGAACAAUUAAAUCAAGAAAAAAUAAAGACCCAAAAACUUAAAGACAGUUAA
Molecule: messenger RNA, 1323 nt
Organism: Ostrinia nubilalis (European corn borer)
Lineage: Eukaryota; Metazoa; Arthropoda; Insecta; Lepidoptera; Crambidae
Exons: 6
Coding region: 445-1323 (292 amino acids)
Source: RefSeq, a predicted model, not a curated record